Molecule: messenger RNA, 1036 nt
Organism: Lottia gigantea (owl limpet)
Lineage: Eukaryota; Metazoa; Mollusca; Gastropoda; Lottiidae
Exons: 7
Coding region: 48-587 (179 amino acids)
Biological process (GO): protein polyubiquitination; ubiquitin-dependent protein catabolic process
Cellular component (GO): nucleus
Molecular function (GO): ubiquitin conjugating enzyme activity
Source: RefSeq, a predicted model, not a curated record
GUUUUGGAAGUCAUAUCUGUGAAUAUUUUCUAUCUUUAUCCAGCAAAAUGUCGUCACCAAGUCCUGGUAAACGGCGUACGGACACUGAUAUAUUGAAACUUAUUGAAAGUAGACAUGAAGUUACCAUAUUAAGUGGUUUGAAUGAAUUCUCGGUGAAAUUUUAUGGCCCGGUUGGAACUCCAUAUGAAGGUGGUGUAUGGAAAGUUAGAGUGGAUUUACCAGAAAAAUACCCUUUUAAAUCUCCAUCAAUAGGUUUUAUGAACAGAAUUUACCAUCCAAAUAUAGAUGAAGUGUCUGGUACAGUAUGUUUAGAUGUUAUAAAUCAAGCAUGGACAGCUUUAUAUGAUUUAUUAAAUAUAUUUGAAUCGUUUUUACCCCAGUUACUCACCUAUCCUAAUCCUAUAGAUCCUUUAAAUGGGGAUGCGGCAGCCCUAUAUUUACACAAACCAGAAGAAUAUAAAAAGAAAGUGAAAGAAUAUGUACAAAAAUAUGCAACGUCAGCAGCGCUGCGAGAACAAGAAGAAUCUUCUAGUGAAAGUUCCAUGAGUGAUUUCUCUGAAGAUGAAGCACAAGAUAUGGAACUAUAAUAUUUAGUUAAUUAUUUAAAUAUUGUUGUAUUAUCAUUGUAUAUAGAGUAUCAUAUAUAAUAUGUGUAAAUCACAUUAGGAUACGUUUCAAUGUGCAGGGCUUUGACCUUAAAGACCUUGCACAUACGAGCAUAUCCCAAACUACCAUUCUCAUCAAAAUAUUGCUUUAUCAGUUAUUGAGUAAUGUAACAAUAUUGCCCGACUAUGUGCAAUCAGUUGUGUCAUGCAAUCUUUUUUUUUUGAUUUAGAACAUUAAAUGAACACAACUGUUUUGCUAAUGCCAUUUAAAUGAUGACAACCCUUAAUCCUCUGAACGCCAAGUGUGAAUAAAAAUAAAACAUCAUACUAAUAUACCCUGAACUUCAAGACUGUUGUAACUUACUAACAUAAUAUGUUGCCAUUAGAGCAGCCGCUGGUGUUGAAAGGGUUAGGAAUUGUCUAUUGAAGAC